Molecule: messenger RNA, 1712 nt
Organism: Suillus subaureus
Lineage: Eukaryota; Fungi; Basidiomycota; Agaricomycetes; Boletales; Suillaceae
Exons: 11
Coding region: 248-1534 (428 amino acids)
Cellular component (GO): membrane
Source: RefSeq, a predicted model, not a curated record
UAACUUGAAUGCUCUCACUGGCCACGUUGAGCAGUGAGAACUUUCCGAUGAUCAGCUGGUUUUUAUUAUUGUACCGUCCACUAAAAUUGUGUGCCUCUCAGUCAGCAUGCGAUGUAUAUUGGGAUUGGGGCACGCUCGAGAUGACCCUGGCUGAGAUCGAUAUCACUUCGAACCCACGCGUCACUCCAGCUCUAGGCCGAUACAUUCAAUUCCGCCCAUUUCAUCCAGUUGAACGCAGUGACUGUAAAUGAGCACGACAAACGCCUACGUCGCCCUGUCCCAGAGCCCAACGGAGGACGAAGCUCACUGGGAUGAUAUCGAUCUAACAUCUUCUGGCCUAACACAGCGACGUCGGAUUUUUGGCUCUCAGUCUAGAUGGUUUGAGAAUUUGCAGGCACGAUGGCGAGGGAUAACUUCUCGUGUAAUCACCUUCGUCGAGACGAAUCUGGGGAUGCUGUUGAUCAUAGUGGCGCAAUUCUUCUUCGUAUGCAUGAACCUCGGCGUCAAGCAGCUGGACAGCCUCGAUGUGCCUAUGCACACCCUUGAACUCAUUGCAGUUCGUAUGGGUAUUACCCUGGCAUGUUGUGUAUUAUACAUGGUUGCAAUGAAGAUUCCAGAUCCUUUCCUUGGUCCCAAAGGCGUGAGGCUGUUGCUGGUGAACAGAGGCUUGUGCGGUUUCUUCGGCUUGUUCGGGAUGUACUAUUCCCUGCAGUACCUUUCAUUGGCAGAUGCGACGGUGUUGAGUUUUCUUGCACCGCUGUCAGCAGCAAUAGGUGGAUACAUCGUCUUAAAGGAGCCUUAUUCGAAGCAUGAAGCAUUUGCAGGCAUUGUGAGCUUGCUUGGCGUCAUUUUAAUUGCUCGACCGCCGUUUUUGUUCGGUAAUACUUCCAGUGUAAAUUCAGACAGCAGUGAUGCAGCUUCUAGAGCCACUGCGAUAGACAGGAUACGAGCUGUCUGUGUCGCUGUUUUUGGAAUUGUCUUAGGGACUGGAGCCUUGUUGUCAAUGCGUGCGAUAGGCAAACGCGCUCAUCCGAUGCAUCUUAUGAUAUUUUUUUCUGCAUGGUGUACAGUCGUCUCCUCUGCUGCAAUGUACUUUAUGAAGAUUCCAAUUGUUUACCCUCACAACUGGAAAUGGGCUGCAAUGCUGAUAUUCAUCGGAUUUUCGGGUUUUUUCGCGCAGACUUUGACUACGAUCGGUUAUCAACUCGAGACUGCAGCACGCGGUUCUAUGGGUCAAUAUGUACAGCUCUUAUUCGCUGGUGUCCUGGAAUACGUAUUCUUCGGCACAGUUCCUUCGACGCUAUCGCUCAUCGGAGCCGCUAUCAUCAUGACAUCGGCUAUAUACGUUAUUGUUUCAAAGAAGGGAUCACCGAAGGGACCUGAGGCAAUUAGCCUCAGAGAGCCGGACUCCGCACUUGAGGAAGGCUUGUUGCAUUCUGAAUCGCUAAACACGACGAUUAAACCUCCAGAGACGAGCUCAAGCAGCAGGAUAGGACAUGACGAAGAAUUGAAAGAAAAGCCACCAUCUGCGUGAGGUUUAACCUACUCCACAUAUGCCCUUGAUGCCGGCUGGAGAUAGUGACGAUGAAAAUAGUUUUUAUACGCUACGAAAAACAAUGUAUAUGUCCUGUGUUGACAUACUGGACUGCUCAAUAAUAGAAUGAGCAAUGAAAACGGUGCGAAGAAAGAUUGAAGAAAGAACAACCUACAGG